Messenger RNA from Hemibagrus wyckioides, 3811 nucleotides. RefSeq names its product septin 9a (gene septin9a). Gene Ontology annotation, molecular function: molecular adaptor activity; GTP binding; GTPase activity. NCBI's taxonomy places the organism in Eukaryota, Metazoa, Chordata, Actinopteri, Siluriformes, Bagridae. Gene Ontology annotation, cellular component: septin complex; septin ring; microtubule cytoskeleton. The record is from RefSeq and is a predicted model, not a curated record. Bases 299 to 2089 code for a protein of 596 amino acids. Gene Ontology annotation, biological process: cytoskeleton-dependent cytokinesis. The transcript has 12 exons.
UGCUCUUUCACUUAGGCGGAGUCAGCCUUCAGGUAAACGCGGACUGACAGUAAGACAGGAUUCUGCUCAUUUUGUGGCGGUUUUAACAGCUGGUACAUUAUAACAAUCUGCGAGAAAUCAACUUGUCAGGUAGAUAUUGACCACUGACCUCCGCCGUUCAAGAGGACUAUUUUGGGAGGGGGCGGGGCCACCUGCGUUAACGUGAGAACGAAAAUAUCCUAGAACCUACACUUUACUCUCUUACUUUCACACUCGAAAAGUGUGUAAUAUUAUUUAUCUCUGCUGUUGUAAGGAAAGAAUGAAGAAAUCGUCUUCAGGUCCACCAGCCAGGUCCAGCAGCGGCAGGCUGAGGAGGCUAGAGAGAGGAGAUUCUACUGGGUCUGUGGGGACUGCACUAAAACGAUCAUUCGAAGUUGAGGAGGUUGAUUCUCCCACAAAUCCUUCACAGCUUUCACGCCGAAAUGUCAAUCCCCUUCGCUCUUCUGCCACAAGUCGUUUUCAUGAACUGGGAUCCCGGAACUCAGAAAACUCCUCAAGACAUGGCUCAGAAUCCUCAUCCAGUGGCCAGCGCUCUCCCAAGAGCAGUGGGCGGCGCAUGGAGCUUUCACGCCGCACUGAAAUCUCCAUCGACAUCUCCUCCAAACAGGUGGACAGCUUGCCCAGCCCUGGCAUUAACCGUUUUGGCUUGAGGCGACCAGAGAUCUCGCUUCAUAACAGAAUUCCAGAGCCGAGCUCACCCAGGAGGGCAGAGAUAACCCUUUCACGAGCACAGGAACCAUUAGCUGCCUAUCGAAGAGCUGAUGUGCCUUCAUCAGCUGCAAGAAAUCCUGAACCUGUUCAGAGGAAGGCUGAGUCUCCUAGCACAGUGGAGAGUUCGUCACUGCUAGGCAGACGGACUGAGCCACUGGUUAACAGGCAGGUAGAGACUUCAUCUCCAUCCAGAGAGUCUGAGAACAGCUUCUCUUCAGAAGCCAGCAUGACCCCAAGCUUUGCUGAAUAUAAAACCACACCAGCAGCACAGGAGAAUUCCAGCAGAGCUACAGACAGGUCAGAGGUGAUUUCCAGCCACAGUUAUAAUAGCAGCAGUAGCAGUAUGGCAGAGCCGGUAAUCCCUGAAAUGCCCCCAGUUGUGUGCCCAGAGAAGCCAAGCGUGGACUUCAGCUAUGUGGGCAUUGACGCCAUCUUGGAACAGAUGAGGAGGAAGGCCAUGAAGCAGGGCUUCGAACUUAACAUCAUGGUAGUGGGUCAGAGUGGUCUGGGCAAGUCCACACUCAUGAACACCCUCUUCAAGUCCAAAGUAAGCCGAAAGUCGGUCAUGGGAACAGCUGAGGAGCGCAUACCUAAAACUAUUGAGAUCAAGUCCAUCAGCCAUGACAUUGAAGAGAAAGGUGUAAGAAUGAAAUUGACUGUCAUAGACACACCAGGCUUUGGUGAUCAGAUCAACAACGAGAACUGUUGGCAGCCCAUAAUGAAGUUCAUUAACGAGCAGUAUGAGCAGUACUUACAGGAGGAGAUCAACAUCAACCGGAAGAAGAGGAUUCCUGACUCACGAGUUCACUGCUGCAUAUACUUUAUCCCACCCACAGGACACUGUCUAAGGCCUUUGGAUGUGGAGUUUAUGAGACGACUGAGUAAAGUGGUGAACAUUGUCCCAGUUAUCGCCAAGGCUGACACCUUGACCCUAGAGGAGAGGGACUUCUUCAAGAAGAAGAUCAGGGAAGAACUGAGGGCCAACAACAUUGACGUCUAUCCUCAGAAGGAGUUUGACGAGGAUACAGAGGACAGACUGAUCAAUGAAAAAAUAAGAGAGAUGAUUCCUUUUGCAGUGGUGGGGAGUGACCAAGAGUACCAGGUCAAUGGGAGGAGACUCUUAGGAAGGAAAACCAAAUGGGGAACCAUAGAAGUUGAGAAUAUCGCUCACUGUGAGUUUGCCUACCUGCGAGACCUCCUUAUCAGAACCCAUAUGCAGAACAUUAAGGACAUCACCAGCAGCAUCCACUACGAAAUGUACCGUGUGCGUCGCCUUAAUGAGAACAACAUGCAGGCCAAUGGGCUCUCUGAGCACCACCCAGCCUCACAUGAGAUCUAGUGCCUUCACCACCACCACCCCCACACCCCCCCCCACCUUAUAUCUCUCUACACUUCUCUACCCUGCACUCCAUCUGCCACCCCAUUCCACUCUCGCUUUUUUCAGCCAGAGACACAACCAGCAUGAAACAGAGUCAACUAUUUCUCCUGAGAAGGGCAUAUUAUAACUUUGUUCCCCAUGCAGUACUGCACACUACUUCACAUGCCUCCUGUCUGCCUUCUCUAACCCACAGACUGAAGACUGAUGACACACACACACACAUACACACACACACAAAGCUAAAUGCUUCCUCCCUGAAUGCAUCCACAUGUCCCGUAUGUCCACCCAACUCGCCCAGCUUCAUGUUUCAGGUCUCUGACUAAACCGCAGAUCGAGUUCACAUGGGUCAAGAGACCAAAUUGCGGUGCUUGUAAAAUGUAUACACUUUUUGCUUUGAUAUUACAAUCAGCACUUCAUAUAAACCUCCUCUUUUAUGAUUGUUUUAUUGAUUUUUUUUGCUGUGCUGCUUCAUCAAUAAUGUGAAAGUCCAGGCUCUGUGGCUUUCUAAAGCCGAUGCUGAUGCACCAGACCUGCACCUUCAGUCAUUCAGGAGCCCACCUGCUUAUUUGCACCUGCUUAGUGGUUAAGUGCUUAAGGGUAUGAAAUUGGUCCAAAUGCAGAUGGAUAUGCACACAUGUUCUUUGCAUGAGUUUUUGUGCCCAUGUCUGAAUACUUUACUAAACAGUAAUGUUUGAUAUUAGAAUACAAUGAAUAAAGGCCAAACCUCUCAGUCAGUAAUGACAAUAGUGUUUGUUACAACACCAAAAAUAACUUUUGUCCAAAAUUGUUUUUGUUUUGUUUGCUGUAAGAGGGGGAUACACACUAUAACUGCAGUUUAUAAAUCAAUUGUAGUUUUCUGUUGAUAAAGUGCAUCAUUCUACUCGAACAUCUCAGAGUAGGGGAAUGUUGUCUUGCUUUUAUGGAAACUUUGUCUUUCUGGAAACUACUGGUCAUAAUUUUAUACUACAUCCAAUCCAAACUGAACAAUGAAGGGAUUAACUGUCUUCCUGUUACACUCGUAAUGACACAUUUAUUUCGAGCUUAGCCAACGCUGUUUUUCAUUACUGACAGGAAACAUUGGCUUUUAUUCAUUAUCACAUAUCACAUUGUUGUUUAAUAGAGUGGUCAUAAAACCCAAUUGAAAGAUCCACUGACUUAAACAUAUUCAGGCCUUGCUGUUUUUACUGGAUGUACGUAGCAUGGUGGUUUUCAGCUGAUGACUUCAGGGUUUUCAGCGUGCACCUGGGAGUCCAUCAUUUGUUCAUUUUAACAGGAUGUUGUAUGUUGGUGUUGCAGUUAAGAUUACAGAUCUUCCCAUUGUGUUGUAUAAUUAUACAGAUUUUUUUUUUUACAGUUUUUUUUUCCUUAUAAAGUCUCUGUAUUGCCAGUGACUUUAAGUUCCAGUGUGUGCCAGUGUGCCUUAUUAUAUCUCCUUUUUCCUAUUUACAAUUUAAAGAAGCCAUGACUGACUGAAGCAUUGUUACAAAUGAAAUGAAAGAUUUCCCACAUUUUAUGGCCUUACAAAUGUCUCCAAACCUUUUAACUGCAUUUAAUUAGAGAAAUGUCAGAAUAUUUGUCCUGUGAUGUAUAUUCAUAGUAAUGAAUUUGUUUUUACUGGUAUUAAGAGUAACCCAAAUAUCUUUGAUAUCUGCUAUUUUAAUGAAAUAAAGAUGGAAAAUGAAA